AAAUUUUUUUUUGUUUGGUAAAGAUGCAGCUCUUCUAAGAUUGCGCCACUAUGAAAUCACCAGACUUCUGCGUCGUUUUCAUUUCGUACCAUGAGCUUCAUGGAGUCGCCAUAACCGGAGCCGGAGCACCAUCGCGUACCUCCUUCGGCUCUGUGUCGUCAUGCUCGAGAUGUUGCAGAUGGAGUCGAGAGAGGUGAAUCGAGAGCAUCAGUCACCACAGCUCGAUCAAUUUGCAGCAUACAAGGAUGAGGACGCCAGAUCGAGCAGUUUUGGUAUUCACGAACCGGUUGAUUACAGUAAGCUUUUGGGUUAUUUGAGAUCUGAGCUUUUUCAUCAUUUGCGAUUUUUCAUGUUUGGUCCCUGAUCUUUGUUACUUUGAUUUUGGCCCCAAUUUUUUUAAAUAAAUAGACUUUUCAUCAAUUUUACCUCAAACCUUAAAAUAUGAUGAGAUUGUUUUUAAGGUUCUGAUGGCUCUUAGUGAAAGUUAUUAUACCUUUAGCCGAUCAUUGAUCGAAAAAUCCAAUUAAUAAUUAUGAUAUCCAGAUAAUUGAUAUAUACUACUUAACUUAUUAGAGUUUGAGUCUAUAGUGAUAAUCGACUAAUGAUCGAAAAACCCAACUAACAAUAAUAGUAUCUGGAUAAUUACUUUAAUUAUCCAACCACUAACAUAACAAUCAGUUAAUAUGUAAAAUAUUUGGAUAAAUUAAAAUAUAAUCAUGCGAAUUCACGAAUGAAGAUAAAUGAAAACAUAUGUCUAGUAGUCAAACUAAUAUAUAGUCUCAAAAUAUAUUUGUUAGCCGUCUAAAAUAGUUUAAACUUUCCGAUUAUAAGGAGCAAGAAUAAUAUUAUCAUUUUUACCCUUUUUUCUCUGCACUUAUGAUUGUUUUUUUUUUUUGAAUUUUCAAGUUAUUAAGUAUUUUUUAUGCAAUUCGCUCUUACUAUGGUUUAAGAAGAAAAAGAAAACAAAGAAAGAAAGUGUUUAAGAAAAAAAAAAAAAAAACCAAAGAAAGAAAGAACUUUGCGGUCAAGUAAAAGAUUGCGUUUUGGUAUUACGGUUAGAAUACCGGUUCUAGUCAAAGGGUAAGUAUGUAAAUUCAUAGCCAUCGAGAGAUCAUCAAACCCCCACCCCCAAGAUGAAGAACAAGUAGAAGAACCCUUUCCACAAGGCUCAACCUUCUUCUUCAUCGAAUCAAAUCAAAUCAAAUCAAUCGCAUCCGCUUUUUCCUGAUUCUCCGUCGACGAAAUACGAUUCCGUUGUUGAUCGAUGAACUUGUCAAGGCGACUGGCUCUGCUAGGAGCUCAAUCCGCGCUCUCAAUCGCCAGAACCCGAGGUCUGGGCUCCUCCUCCUCCUACGGGUUAAUUGAUCGCCGUCCCUUCCAGUUCCGGCAAAUAUCGGAGCUCACCAAAGUCAAUGGCAAGCGUGCUUUUCUCGUCGAUACCCUGGCUCUGGUGAGGAGUCUUGAAGCACAAGGUGUUCCAUCGAAACAAGCUGAGGCUAUUACUUCUGCCAUCACUGAGGUUUUGAAUGAUAGCUUGGAGAAUGUCUCUGAGUCCUUUGUUUCCAAGGCUGAGAUGCAGAAGAUUGAAAUGCUCCAAGAUUCUAAUCUCUCCAAAUUUAAAUCUGAAGUCAAAAGCUCUCAGGAGCAUCAUUUUACUGUUUUACAACGCGAGACAGAAAAACUAAGAGGGGAUAUAGAGAAGAUGAGAAGCGAGCUAAGGUAUGAAAUUGAUAAGGUCACAGCUGGACAACGCUUGGAUUUGAAUCUUGAAAGAGGCCGGAUACGUGAUGAGCUAGCUAAUCAGAAUUCAGAAACAACAAACCUCACAAACAAGCUUGACAGAGAAAUUCAUGCAUUGAGAGCUCAACUAGAAGCGGCCAAAUACGAAGUAAUCAAAUACUGCAUCGGUACACUGGUCUCCAUUUCAGCAGUUGGACUCGCAGUCCUUCGCAUAAUGAUGUAGUUGAAUCUAACCCUCAAGACUUAUAUGCUCAAAACAAAAGUUGGUAGAUUCUCAUUUUUUUUUACUUGAAACCUCAACGUCAUAUUUUUUUUUUCUUUUCUGGCGUGGAAAAGAGAGAGGAAAAAAACAAUGUUAUUGUAAUCGUGAUCUCUUGGGCUAAUCAUCCUUGCUAGAACAGGUUUUGAAUUUGCCCCGAGUAUUAUAUUCAAUCCAAGGAACGUUGGUUUUUUAUUACUAA
This is a messenger RNA of Raphanus sativus (radish), 2201 nucleotides long. RefSeq names its product protein FMP32, mitochondrial. Gene Ontology annotation, cellular component: mitochondrion. The record is from RefSeq and is a predicted model, not a curated record. The transcript has 7 exons. NCBI's taxonomy places the organism in Eukaryota, Viridiplantae, Streptophyta, Magnoliopsida, Brassicales, Brassicaceae. Bases 1265 to 1963 code for a protein of 232 amino acids.